GGAUGGUAAAAGAGUCAAUACGCUCCCACUCAUCAAUGCCAAAAACAAAUUCUUCCGUGUAUGUGAAUUCUGGGAUCUGAGUUCGGAUUGAAUCAUGUUUCUCUGCUGACUUCUGCGCUGAGUGCACCUGUUUGACUUGUGUUCUGAUUGGAUUUUGAGUUCUUAUCAGUUAAUUGCUGCAAUCACAAUGCCGCCGCAGUUGCCAAAUGAGCAGCAGAGGCAACAACAACAAGAAUGAGAAUAAUUAAUAACAAGCGUAAACAACAAUUUAGCCGGCACAGUUUUUCCCUUGAAAAGCCAACAAACCGCAUCGCUCCAGUCUGGCGACACUCUCUAUAAAAACUGAACGCCGUUGGCAAACAGGGCAUCAAUCCAGUGCAGCAGCUCCAGCGCUAAACUACAAUCGAGUCCAGUCGCGUUCCUUGUGUAAACAGCAUGAACAAAUUUAUGUUUUUGGCCUGCUUGGCAGUGCUCGGCUGCAGUCGCUGGGCAGCGGCGCGUCCUGAUCUCAGCCGUCAGGCCUACCGCUACGAGAUUGGCCAGAACGACAACAUCGUGUCCCCGCCGGUGAUCUCAACCACCUCGUAUCAGCCAACGGCAUCGGGCAACACCUACUACAACAAUGUGCCCACUGUGGGUCAGCUGACGGUUGUGGGCAGCUCUGGCUUUGUGCCCUCCACCCAGGUGGGCGGCGGUCAGUACAGUGGCAGCAACACCUACACCACCACCGGCGGCGGCGGCGGCGGUGGCGGUGGAAGCAGCAGCAUCAGCACCUCCUUCUCGAGCGGCGGCGGCGACGGCGUCGGCGUUGUGAAUGAUCAUAUUGGUCUAGCUGGCAUCCAUCCGGGUCCCACUGUCAACUAUAAGGAACAGGAGGCGUACAUCAGCCAUUUGGCCAACUUCCAGCCACCGAUCAUUAGCAAACACUUCUAUCUGCACACCGCACCCGAGGAUCACGAUGACCAGCAGAUUGUGCGCUAUGUGAAUGUUGGCAGGCCACAAAAGAACUAUCGCGUGGUGUUCAUCAAUGCGCCCGCAUCCACGACCAGCAAGGCCAAGAUCAUUGCCAACGUGGCUCCAGUUGAGGACAAGACCGCCAUCUAUGUGCUGUCCAAGAAAUCGAACGCCCUCGAUGUCAGCGCCGAGGUGGUCACACAGCGUCCAGCCAACCACAAGCCCGAGGUUUACUUCAUCAAGUACAAGACACCCGCGGAGGCGGCACAUGCCCAGCAGACCAUCCAGGCCAACUAUGACGCUUUGGGCGGCAGCUCGCAGCUCAGCGAUGAAGGCAUUGUGCCCGUCUCAUCGGUCAUCAACGCCCUGGGCGACAAUGGUGCCUCUGGUGUUCUGGCCGAUGGCUCCGGUGGCGUCAACAUUGUUGGCACUGGCGGUGCUCCAAUCGUCGAGACCACUGUCAACGGCGGCAGCGACAGCUCCGGCAUCAAUCUCCAGUACGACGUGAACGGCGGCAGCAGCAGCAGCAACAGCCAGACAACGACGCAAGUGGACAGUGGCAGCCUUAUUGGCAACAAUGUCAUUCAGACCUCCUAUCUGCCCUCCAAGCCCAUCAGAUCGGUCAAGUACUAAGCAUGCAAUCUCCUCAUUUGCAUUCUUC
Messenger RNA from Drosophila montana, 1615 nucleotides. RefSeq names its product TweedleX (gene TwdlX). The coding region runs from base 436 to 1587 and encodes 383 amino acids. The transcript is spliced from 5 exons. Lineage: Eukaryota; Metazoa; Arthropoda; Insecta; Diptera; Drosophilidae. The record is from RefSeq and is a predicted model, not a curated record.